Molecule: messenger RNA, 4533 nt
Organism: Heterocephalus glaber (naked mole-rat)
Lineage: Eukaryota; Metazoa; Chordata; Mammalia; Rodentia; Bathyergidae
Source: RefSeq, a predicted model, not a curated record
CGGCCUUUGAGACACCGGAAGCAGCUGGGGCUGCUGCGGGAAGUGGCCGGCUCCGGAGGCGGGGACCCUGCGGGCAGUGCCGCGGACCCAUUUUCCGGCGCCCCUGGCGCUACUCGCCUCCUCUCCCUGGCCAGGAGAGCAGAGCGGAGUUUGUGGCGCCUCGGCCGCAGGCCACGGUGGGCCGCGCUGGCGGGGCCCGCGGGAGAGGCCGAGGAGGUAUUACCUCAUUUGGGAAGCCUUGAGAAACAGGAAAGACAUUCUAACAAAAUGUCAACUUUUCGAAAUCAUUGUCCACAUUUGGAUUCAGUUGGUGAAAUAACAAAAGAAGAUUUGAUACAAAAAUCACAUGGUACUUGUCAGGAUUGUAAAGUCAGAGGACCAAAUCUUUGGGCAUGCCUGGAGAAUAGAUGUUCGUAUGUUGGCUGUGGUGAGUCACAAGUAGAUCACAGCACUGUACACUCUCAGGAGACAAAGCAUUAUUUAACUGUGAACCUUACUACUCUUCGAGUAUGGUGUUAUGCUUGCAGCAAAGAAGUAUUUUUGGACAGAAAAUUAGGAACUCAGCCUUCAUUGCCUCAUGUAAGACAACAGCAAAUACAAGAAAACACUGUCCAGGAUUUUAAAAUACCUAGUAAUACAACAUUGAAAACUCCUUUGGUUGCUGUAUUUGAUGAUCUGGAUAUAGAAGUGGAAGAAGAAGAUGAACUUAAGGCAAGAGGACUUACAGGUUUGAAAAAUAUUGGAAAUACUUGUUACAUGAAUGCAGCUUUACAGGCUCUUUCUAAUUGCCCACCGUUGACACAGUUUUUUCUUGACUGUGGAGGAUUAGCUAGAACAGAUAAGAAGCCAGCCAUUUGUAAAAGUUAUCUCAAACUGAUGACAGAAUUGUGGCAUAAAAGCAGGCCAGGGUCUGUUGUGCCUACUAAUCUGUUUCAAGGAAUUAAAACUGUAAAUCCAAUGUUUCGGGGGUAUUGUCAGCAGGAUGCUCAAGAAUUCCUUCGAUGUUUAAUGGAUCUGCUCCACGAAGAACUGAAAGAGCAGGUCAUGGAAGUAGAGGAGAAUCCUCAAACCAUAACCGCUGAGGAGACCAUGGAAGAUGACAAGAGCCAGUCAGAUGUGGAUUUCCAGUCCUGUGAAUCUUGUAGCAACAGUGAUAAAGCGGAGAAUGAAAAUGGCCCCAGAGGCUUUUCUGAAGAUAAUAAUGAAACAACAAUGUUAAUUCAAGAUGAGAACAAUUCCGAAAUAUCAAAAGAUUGGCAAAAAGAGAAGAUGUGUAGUAAGAUGAAUAAAGUAAAUUCUGAAGGAGAAUUAGAUAAAGACAGAGACUCUGUGUCUGAAACAGUGGACUUGAACAACCAGGAAACUGUCAAAGUGCAGAUACAUGGCAGAGCCUCAGAAUAUAUCACUGAUGUCCAUUUGAAUGAACUGUCUACACCACAGAUCCUUCCAUCAAAUGAUGGUAUUAAUCCACGUUUAUCAGCAAGCCCUCCUAAAUCAGGCAAUUUGUGGCCAGGAUUGGCGCCCCCACACAAGAAAGCUCAGUCUGCAUCUCCAAAGAGAAAGAAACAGCACAAGAAAUACAGAAGUGUAAUUUCAGACAUCUUUGAUGGGACAAUCAUCAGUUCAGUACAGUGUCUGACUUGUGAUAGGGUGUCUGUAACCCUCGAGACCUUUCAAGAUCUGUCCUUGCCAAUUCCUGGCAAGGAAGACCUUGCUAAGCUGCAUUCAUCGAGUCAUCCAACUUCUAUAGUCAAAGCAGGAUCAUGUGGGGAAGCGUAUGCUCCACAAGGCUGGAUAGCUUUUUUCAUGGAAUAUGUAAAGAGCUGGUUUUGGGGUCCAGUAGUAACCUUGCAAGAUUGUCUUGCUGCCUUCUUCGCCAGAGAUGAACUAAAAGGUGACAAUAUGUACAGUUGUGAAAAAUGUAAAAAGUUGAGGAAUGGAGUGAAGUUUUGUAAAGUACAAAAGUUUCCUGAGAUUUUAUGUAUCCACCUUAAAAGAUUCAGACAUGAACUGAUGUUUUCCACCAAAAUCAGCACCCAUGUUUCAUUUCCACUGGAAGGCCUGGAUCUUCAGCCAUUUCUUGCUAAAGAUAGUCCAGCUCAGAUUGUGACAUAUGACCUUCUGUCAGUCAUUUGUCAUCAUGGGACUGCAAGUAGUGGACACUAUAUAGCCUAUUGCCGAAACAAUUUAAAUAAUCUGUGGUAUGAAUUUGACGAUCAGAGUGUCACUGAAGUUUCAGAAUCUACAGUACAGAAUGCAGAAGCUUAUGUUCUUUUCUAUAGGAAGAGCAGUGAAGAGGCACAAAAAGAGAGACGAAGGAUAUCAAAUUUGUUGAACAUAAUGGAACCAAGCCUCCUUCAGUUUUAUAUUUCUCGACAGUGGCUGAAUAAAUUUAAGACCUUUGCUGAACCUGGCCCUAUUUCAAAUAAUGACUUUCUCUGCAUUCAUGGAGGUGUUCCUCCACGAAAAGCUAAUUAUAUUGAAGACUUGGUUUUGAUGCUGCCUCAGAACAUUUGGGAUAACCUAUAUAGCAGAUAUGGAGGAGGACCAGCUGUUAACCAUCUGUACAUUUGUCAUACUUGCCAAAUUGAGGCAGAGAAAAUUGAAAAAAGAAGAAAAACCGAGUUGGAAAUUUUUAUUCGGCUCAACAGAGCAUUCCAAGAGGAAGACUCUCCAGCUACUUUUUACUGCAUCAGCAUGCAGUGGUUUAGAGAAUGGGAGAGUUUUGUGAAGGGUAAAGAUGGAGAUCCUCCAGGUCCUAUUGACAACACUAAAAUUGCAGUCACUAAAUGUGGUAAUGUGCUUCUCAGGCAAGAUUUCGAUCCAACCAUUGAGGACUCCUAUACAAAGCAAUGUGUGAUAGAUGACAGAGCAGCCCGAGUAGAUAUUUUGGAUACAGCUGGACGAGAAGAAUUUGGAGCGAUGAGAGAACAGUAUGAAGGCUUCUUGUUGGUCUUUUCAGUCACAGAUAGAGGCAAUUUUGAAGAAAUCUAUAAAUUUCAAAGACAGAUUCUUAGAGUAAAGGAUCGCGAUGAGUUUCCAAAGAUUUUAAUUGGUAAUAAAGCGGACCUGGAUCAUCAAAGGCAGGUGACACAGGAGGAAGGACAACCAUGGCAACUUAAGGUAACAUACAUGGAGGCGUCAGCAAAGAUUAGGAUGAAUGUAGAUCAAGCUUUCCAUGAACUUGUUCAGGUUGUAAGGAAAUUUCAAGAGCAAGAAUGUCCUCUUUCACCAGAACCAACACGGAAAGAGAAAGACAAGAAAGGCUGCCAUUGUGUCAUUUUCUAAGAAUCCCUUCAGUUUUAGCUGCCAACUGCCAGGGAAAGCCCUCAUCUCCUCCUCUCCUUGUGGUUUACAUCAUGUUGACCCCUUUCUAGCCCUAGACAAAUGAUCACCCUGUUAGCCUUAGACCAAGAAGCCAGCUAAUUCUUUGCAUGAAGCUAAUACAAUGGUCCUUUCCAGAUCAAUUUAAAGGAAACACUAAGGCUGCCUCAGAGAUUAUCUAAUUCCUUUAAAAUACUGUCUACAUACAUAGACACAUUUUUUUCUUUUUUUAAGGGCUUACGUUUUAUUAGGGAUGAAUCAGUUUUGGAACUGAAGUUAUUUGCCAAGCUUAAGUCAUAGGUUGUGAAAUACUUUUUAACUUCUGGAAUCAUUGCCUACUGUUACUCUAAAUAGAAACAUAGGGAGUUUAAAAAAAAAAUGUGAAUUUUUGCCUAUCCUUAAAAAUUUUGAUGUCAACUUUAUCUAACCUUAAAUACACUGAAUGGAAUCUACAAACAGACCUUUCUUGAUGCUACAGCUUUUAUUUUCCAGUGGCCAAAAAUACCAAAAUGUCUAUUGUAUUUAUGGAUUAAAAACUGCUUAAUGAAGCCUUUGUUAUUACUCCUCCUCUUGAAGAUGAUAAUAUUCUAUGUGGCCAAGUAUUUGGACCCAUUCUGGACUUAGGCAUUUUACUGUAGUUUCUUAAUUUAAUGCUUUUCACACUCUUGCUAAUGGUAAGAAUGAGUAAUUUCUGUCUUCAUUUUCAAGUAUUUCUGUUUGAUAUAAUAUAAAAUGUGGAAUUGAUCUUUCCAGAGUCAGAGAGGAUUAAUGUUUUUGCUGUAUACUUUUAUACAUUAUUUUCUUGUCAAACUAGUUAACAAGUAUUUUUAUAUGUUUGUAAGCAAAUAUGCUUUCACAGCAUACCCUGUGUAUAUGUAAAAAUAAGUAUUUAAUUCUCACUGUUCACUUUUAACUGACAAAGAAAAAAUGGAAACCGUAGAAACUGUGGUAGAAAUUUGACUUGCCAGUCUGGUCCUGGUUGUAUGCACUUUUGGCCAGUCGUGUCCCUACUCGAGAAACCUUCUUAGUAGAGAAGCGGCAGGACAAGACUGCAUCGCUGUCAGGACCCCCCACUAGGUAUUGACUGCUAUAUCAAGUAUUACAUGUAAAACCUUUGAUUGACAAUUUAGUAUAAUUGUGGAUGGUUUCUGAUUUUGUUUUUAAUUCUGUGGAUUGUGUUUAAACAAUUCAAAAGUAUAUUUCUGAUGA